UAGUAUUCAUAAUGAGCAACUUUGCGUGGGAGUGGACGGAGUAACUAAACAAUAAUUCCAGACUUUCUUAUUUAGGGUGGCUAUAUAAAGGAUGUGUGGUUUCCCCCUGGUUUUGAGAGCUUGUUUGGUGGUUUUCUUUUCUUCUGUUUUUGGCUGGGGGAUUUUCCCGGUAUUGUUUUCAAUACAUGACUUUGAUAUGAUUGCAGCCAUGCUCAGCAAAACGCCUAUCAGAAACAAGAUGCAGAACAACUAUUUGCGACGCCAACAAGGCCUUAGGACAAAAAGGAAAUGAAACAAAUAACAAAAGGAAACGUCAAAAUCAA
Messenger RNA from Trichoderma harzianum CBS 226.95, 323 nucleotides. RefSeq lists its product as hypothetical. The record is from RefSeq and is a predicted model, not a curated record. The transcript has a single exon. The coding region runs from base 92 to 292 and encodes 66 amino acids. Lineage: Eukaryota; Fungi; Ascomycota; Sordariomycetes; Hypocreales; Hypocreaceae.